This is a messenger RNA of Melospiza georgiana, 10665 nucleotides long. It is a transcript of the gene SETBP1, whose product is annotated as SET binding protein 1. The record is from RefSeq and is a predicted model, not a curated record. The transcript is spliced from 7 exons. Bases 708 to 5558 code for a protein of 1616 amino acids. Gene Ontology annotation, molecular function: DNA binding. NCBI's taxonomy places the organism in Eukaryota, Metazoa, Chordata, Aves, Passeriformes, Passerellidae.
UUCCAAGACGCCAUUUUCCCCCUUUUUUUUUUUUUUUUGGUUGUUUUUUUUUUUUGGUUGUUUUUUUUUUUUUUUUUUUCCCUCGCUCUAUCUCGCUCUAUUUAUCCCCUCCGUAUCUAUCUGUGUCUCAUCUCCCGGGCUGUCUCUCCGUCUGUGUGUCCGUCCAUCUCUCUCUCUCUCUCUCUCCCCGCGGUGCCUUCCUCCUCCUCCUCCUCCUCCUCCUCCUCCUCCUCCCGCCGCGCUCCUCCCUGUGCGCUCUGCGUGCGCGGCGCGGCGCGGCCGGGCGCUCCCCUCAUCCCCAUCUGACAGAUGAACACCGCCAUGGGUUUGCCGCAACACAAGCAAAAGCACCUUUGGGGGCUGUGGCGAGGGAUUGAAACCGGGAUCUAAAACAGAACAGACAAGAAGAAGGGGGGAAAUCCGACGACGACGAGGAGGAGGAGGAGGUGGAGGAGGAGGAAGAAAGAAGAAGAAAGAAGAAGAAGAAGAAGAGGAGGAAGCUGCUAAGAAGACCCCCGCUGCCGUUUUGGGGAUAUGGUGGCACAUUUGGUCUCUUCUGAGCAUCUCGCAGCCUCUGGGUGACCGGGACAUUGAAUUUGGUGGACAGUUGCCAUUCGCUCCCUGGGAUCGUAUCCGCCCUUGCUUCCCUCGUCCCCUUCCGUGCUCCCCUUCCCUCCAGCCAAACCCCGGGGCGUUGCGAUAUUGCCAUGGAGCCCAGAGAGACUUUGAGCAGCUCCCGGCAAAGGGGAGGCGAGGCAGACUUUCUGCCAGCUGCCGUCACCUCCACCAAGGCCUCGCCAGUCUCGGGCUGCGCAGGGGAGACGAUGCUGUCUUCGUCGGGAGCGGGGAAAGGGAUCCCGGUGGGCAGCGAGAGGCUGGAGCCUGAGGAAGAGGAUGAGCUGGGUUCCGGGAGAGACGUGGAUUCCACUUCCAAUGCGGACAGCGAGAAAUGGGUGGCGGGAGAUGGCCUGGAGGAGCAGGAGUUUUCCAUCAAGGAGGCUAACUUCACGGAGGGGAGUUUAAAACUAAAGAUCCAGACCACCAAGAGAGCGAAGAAGCCCCCAAAGAACUUGGAGAACUACAUUUGCCCUCCCGAGAUCAAAAUCACCAUCAAGCAGUCUGGGGAGCAGAAACUUUCCAGAACUGGGAAAAAUAGCAAAACAACUAAAGAGGAGGACAGAUCACACUCCAAAAAGAAGGGAAAAGUCAUUGGAGAUUCAAAACUGCUUAUGAGUUGUGGUUGCAGAAAAGGGAAAAAUUCUCAAGUGAAAGACUCAGAUCAGAGUCAGAUGAAGAAUUUGGGAAGAGAGUGUGGGUUCCCUGUGCAGAGUCCAGUGACGAAAUCUGUGAACAAGGUUUAUGACAGGCCACAAAAACAUUCUGCUCUGCACUAUGAUCCAGGCCUCCAACAAGACUUCACCAGUGACACCUUAAAAUCAAAACACCAGCAGAAAAGUAGCAACCAGCACCACCUUGACUGGUCAGCAAGCUCCGACACUGGACCUGCUUCUCAGAGCUGCUUCAUCAACACAGAGCCCAGCAGAGAAGCAAUUAGUGCCACCAAGGUCUCUGCUCUGGAGCCAGGAGUUUCCUACAGCAAAUCCCAGGCCAAGAAGUCCUGCAGCAGCAGCAGCAGCAGCAGCUCGUGGGGGCAGCUGUCGGUCAGUAGUAAGGAGCUGGCAAUUUGCAGCACAGUCCCAUCACCCAACAGCAUCAGCACGGCCACCCAGCCCAGCAGUGCCUCCGAGUGCAAUGGGCUUUUGCCUCUUGGAGAUCAAGAGGGAGCUGUGCAGCUGGAGGCCCCCGAUCAGCCCGCUGGAAGUAUGAAGAAGAAGUCCAGCAAGAAGGACUUGAUGAGCCAAACCAUGCAAACCACAGAUAUGGAGUGGGUAAAGAGCGCUCAGAAAGCGUUUGACAGCAAAUCCCAUGACAGCAUGGAAGGGAAAAAGGAGUCUUACACGAUGGACAGCAUGUUGGAUAUGUCACCCUCGAAGCAGAAUCCCGUUUCUGCCGUCACUUGUGAAAGUGACACCAAUCACGUGCGAAUUACUAUCCCAAUAAAGUCUCCGACAACAGAUGCGUCUGGCCACAAAAGGAAAAAGAGGCAAUCCAUUAAAUCCUCCAUAGAGAAAACUAUCCAGGAGAAAAGCCUGCCUUCCGUGCUUGCUUUGAGCAGUGAAAUGGCAAACAGGACCAGCUCUCAACCAGAGGGGAGUAAAAAAGAUCUACGAGCCACAAAGCCAGGGAAAGUGAUUGAAAAUGAGUCCCCCUUAGUAGCAAUUGACAGCGGUGUGUUCACAGACAAAGUGUCCCCCAACAGCGCUGCCCGACCCAGAAAACCUCUACCUGUGACAUCCACUCUCCUCCCCACCAAUCUUUCCACAGCUGGCAAGUUACCUGACAUCCAGCACCCCAAACAUGCAGCUAAGCGUCGGUGGACCUGCAGCAAACCUAAACCUAUUAUUCGGGAGACCUCCCUGACGACGUCUGAGAAGCUGAUGGUGGAACCUCCUUCAGCCUAUCCCAUCACACCAUCCAGCCCUCUGUACACCAAUACAGACAGUCUUACUGUGAUCACACCUGUCAAGAAAAAAAGAGGACGACCAAAGAAACAGCCUUUGCUCACUGUUGAAACCAUCCACGAGGGGACCUCCACCAGCCCAGUGAGCCCAAUCAAUCGUGAAUUUCCAGGAACAAAGAAAAGGAAGAGGAGAAGGAAUCUGGCUAAGUUUGCCCAGAUGGUUCCAGGAGAGGACAAAUCCAUCAGUGAACUCAAAUUUCACAAAAAAGUCGGGAAACUUGGGGUCUUGGAUAAGAAGACCAUCAAGACCAUUAAUAAAAUGAAAACCCUCAAGAGGAAGAACAUUCUCAAUCAGAUCUUGUCCUCCUGCUCCAGCAGCAUAGCUCUGAAAGCAAAAGUCCAGCCACCAUCUAGUGCUGGGCCGACCACCAUUGAUGCCAGGCUAGGGAAGCAGAUCAAUGUCAGCAAGAGGGGGACUAUCUACAUUGGUAAAAAACGGGGCAGAAAGCCAAGGGCAGAGCUGCAGGCUCAGCCAGAAGAACCUAAGACAGCCAUCAAGCACUCAAGGCCUGUUUCCAGCCAGCCAGAAAACCCAGCAGUGCCUUCCAACCUGCAGUCACUUGUGGCAUCGUCACCAGCAGCUAUUCAUCCGCUUUCAACGCAAUUAGUGGGGAUCAACGGCAACCUCAGCCCUGCAAGCACUGAAACUAAUUUUUCAGAGUUAAAAACUAUGCCAAAUCUUCAACCUAUCAGUGCUCUUCCUACAAAAACCCAGAAAGGAAUGCACAGUGGAACUUGGAAGCUGUCUCCGCCCAGGCUAAUGGCUAAUUCUCCUUCUCACCUCUGUGAAAUAGGUUCUCUGAAAGAAGUCACGCUGUCGCCAGUGAGCGAGUCUCACAGUGAGGAGACCAUCCCGAGCGACAGUGGGAUAGGUACAGACAACAACAGUACCUCUGACCAAGCCGAGAAAAGCUCAGAAUCCCGCCGGAGAUACUCCUUUGAUUUCUGCACCCUGGACAAUCCAGAGGCUAUCCCAUCUGACACCAGCACUAAGAACAGGCAUGGUCACCGGCAGAAGCAUCUCAUUGUGGAUAACUUUCUCUCUCACGAAAGUAUUAAAAAGCCAAAGCACAAGAGGAAAAGGAAAAGCCUGCAGAACAGAGAUGACCUCCAGUUUCUGGCAGACCUUGAGGAACUCAUCAAUAAGUUUCAAGUGUUCAGGAUUUCCCAUAGAAGUUAUACAUUUUAUCAUGAAAAUCCAUAUCCCAGCAUCUUCAGGAUUAAUUUUGAUCACUACUACCCUGUGCCAUAUAUCCAGUACGACCCAUUGCUCUAUCUUCGCAGGACCUCUGAUAUGAAGUCUAAGAAGAAGCGUGGUAGACCUGCCAAAACCAAUGACACCAUGACAAAGGUGCCUUUUUUACAAGGGUUCGGUUACCCUAUUCCCAGUGGGAGUUACUAUGCACCCUAUGGAAUGCCUUACACAUCAAUGCCUAUGAUGAAUCUUGGUUACUACGGUCAGUACCCAGCUCCUUUGUACCUGUCUCACACGCUUGGAGCGGCUUCCCCAUUUAUGAGACCUACCGUGCCCCCACCCCAAUUCCAUGCAAGCUCUCACAUGAAGAUGUCCACCACUGCCAAACACAAAGCAAAACACGGAGUGCACCUGCAAACCCCUGUGGGAAUGGGCCUUGGAGACAUGCAGUCCUCCCUGGCCCCUCCGAAGGUUGGAGGAACAAGCCUUUCAAGUGGCCGACUUCACAAGAGGAAACACAAACACAAGCACAAGCAUAAGGACGAGCGGAUACUGGGGACUCACGAGGAUCUGAGCGGUCUCUUUGCUAGCAAGUCCACUGGCUUCUCCAGCCACGCCAUCAACGAGAGGCUGAGUGGCUCAGACAAAGACCUGUCCUUGCUCAACGAGAAGAGCAAGCACAAGGAGAAGCAGAAGCACCAGCAUUGUGAAACCGGGCACAAAGGCUCAAAGAGUAACUUUGAAGUGGAUACGCUGUCUACGCUAUCACUUUCUGAUGCCCAGCAGUGGUCACAGAAUAAAGAUAAAAGCGACUCAAGCGGUGAUCCCAUUGACUCUUGCACAAAGAGAUACUCUGGUAAUACUGAGAGUAAUGGAAGGUCAGAGUCCCUGGACAUGUUUGGUGAAAUAAAUUCCUCAAGUGAGAAGCGGGACAAUGAUGCAAGUGGGAAUAAAAGAAGAAGCUUUGAAGGCUUUGGAACUUACAGGGAAAAGGACAUUCAGCCCUUCAAGACAAAUAGGAAGGACAGAAGUACUUUUGAUUCUUCAGCCUCUUCAGGAAUUGCAGGUCCCCACUUAAAAGCAGACCAGACUUCACUUCAUGGUAAAAUGGAAAGUUCUGCCUGUAAUGCGAUGACCAGAAGGAAACCAGCAGCUGUUGACAGUGUUGCAAUGCCAAGUCCAGUAUUAUCUCUCCUACCUUCAUCAUCAGCAACAUCUGAAGCAGCCAGCUCACCGCUGAAGAAAAGGUUCAAGCGCCGUGAAAUCGAAGCAAUCCAGUGCGAGGUGCGCAAGAUGUGCAACUACACCAAGAUCCUGUCCACAAAGAAGAACCUGGACCAUGUGAACAAGAUCCUGAAAGCCAAGCGGCUGCAGAGACAAUCAAAGACAGGCAAUAACUUCGUGAAGAAGAGGAGGGGGCGUCCUCGGAAGCAACCCCUUUCCUUUGACGAAGACUCCAGAGACCAAAUGCCCGUUCUGGAAAAAUGCGUUGACCUUCCGAGCAAAAGAGGUCAGAGACCCACACUCAACCCGUUAAUGUUGGAGCAAGCAGCCACUCAAGAUACAAUCAUGGCCACCAUCGAGGCUGUCAUACACAUGGCUCGAGAGACGCCACCGCUGCCGCCUCCUCUGCCUCCUCCACCCCCUCCACUCCCUCUCCCUCUGCCCCGGGCGCCCCGGGUCGGAAAAAGGAAAAACAAGUCCCCGCAGGAGGAAGAGGAGGACGUGAAAGUGAAGCGGCACCGUAAGGGCAGAGGGAGCGAAAGCGAAGGCCUUCCCUAAGGCCAGUGCACCUCGUGAGAUGUUGGGUGCCCACAGUGGAGCACGCCAGGACUGGGGGACAGGAGGUGCACAGUCGGCCUCACCCCUUUGGCAGCACCAGACUGACCUGUCCCUUCAGCAGCCAGAACUCAUUGCAGAGAGCUGUGCCAGCUGGGGCGCGCAUCUUUCCUCUUCAUCGCUUUGACCCAAGCCACCCCCCCAAGGAAAGAGGGGGGAAAGGUGCGGGAAAAGUGGGGGAUACAGGGGAGGAGGAUGUGUGUCAAAGUUGGAAAAAGCAUGAACUCUGCCGAGUUUCCAAAACUAAUCUGAAUCUCAGCAUUGCUGUUCUCAUACCGUACCCAGAGGCUGGAAGUCAUCCUCGCAGAUAGCGGAACAUUGUCACUAAGGGUGCAUGCUCGACUCUGAUUCUGUUUGGUGGGCCAGGUGGAACUAAGAGUAACUUUACCAUAGUAUAAAUCACUGUAAAAAAGCAAAAAAAAAAAAAAGGAAAAAAAAAAGAAACAAAGAAACAAAGAAAGAAACAAAGAAAGAAACAAAGAAGAAAAAACCCAACAAAAAUUAAUGUAAUUUUCUCAACUGUGAUAUUGGUUAUAACCUAUUUGAUUUUUUUUUUCCAGUUUUAUAUACCUACCAGGCUUUGGGACAGCAUAAGCCAAAAUGCCUGGCUCCUGCUAGAACUAUAUAUUUCUUUCUCAUUUACUUGCCUAGUUACAACUAGCUGCAAUAUAGGCAAUAGAAAAUUAGAGCCUUACACGCGUGCACACUAAUUCCGAGUGCUAUCCCAAGAAACGAUGGAAUAUCACAGCAUUUAAAAUAAGGUAUACACGGAUAUUCGGUUACAAUAACACGUUUAUAUGAAGCAACUUGGCAAUGGCAUGUGAAAAAGGGGUCAUCCAUCAGCCAAGUUGUUUUGAUGCUCGGUACAUAUGAGUAGAGAACAGCAAGACACUUCUGGGGAAUAGUUAUAGUAAACAUGGAAAAAAAUCACCAAAAAAAUAAUAUAAAAAAGAUAAAAGGAAAAAAAAUAGGACACAAAAAAAAAAAAAUAGAAUAAAAACCAGAACCCAAAUCUACCAAGUUUUUGCCAUCUGCAAUUCCCAGUGAAAUUAACGGGAAAACCAGAAUAUUAAUAAUUUGCUUUGGGUAGCAAUGCCUUGAUAUUAUCUUUUAAAGAAAAUAGAUAAAGUAGAUUGUUUUAAAAAAAUAUAGAACAAACCCUAUGGAUAAUAGAUCCUUUCUUGGCAAUUAUUUCUGAAAAAAAAAAAAAAAAGAAAAGGAAUAAGUGUUCUUAUCUGAAAAUAGAAAUAAAAAUGUUCAAAGGGUAUCACCACUGCAAUUGUAUUAAUGCCACUUUGGACAUGUUCUCCAAGUUGUGGUUGCCUUAAUAAACUAAAAAAUAAUUUUUUUUUUGUACAUAAUGUAAUUAUAAAGCUCUCAGUCUGCAUGGAUGCAAACUGUGUGUGACAAAUCGUCUCUUUAAAUGGUCAGUUCAAAUUGUACAUUUCUCAUUCGAGUUGUCCGUUAGCCAUUGAUAAAACUUGGGUAAAAUACCCAAGCUCCAUAUCCACAGCCCAAUUAAAAUGUUUCACUAAAACAAAGACUGAACAAAAAACUGUUCCAUUGCAGUGUCAAUGCUUUUAAAAAAGAAAGUAAAUUGUUGAAAUUUGAAAUAGGUACUUUCAACUAUAUUUCCUUUCUUUUUAAAUCCUGCGGUGCACUCAACACCUAGCAUGGCAAGAUGGAUAUUAAAAUGGGAACAGGGAGGGAAGAUUCCACCAAGGGAGGGGGGAUUGGAAUUUCUUAAUGGUUGACAAGCCAAAUUCUAUUCCCUUUUUCAAGAAAUCUUGAAUUGGUUUAUUGCCAAGGAAGCUUCAUAUAGCACGACACUAAAAAAAAAAAAAGCAAAAAAAAGAAGAACUACAAGAAAACCCCACCAAAAAAACAAAACAACAAACUCAACGAAAAGUCCCCACAAAAAAAUAUUGUGUUUCUAUUCUGUUAUUUAUUUACAAAAAUCAUAUCAAGACUAUGGUGUUAGAGGAACACUGUAAACAUACAACUCGUUGUUUUUUAGAGACUGAUUUUUCUUCUGUGAUAGCACCUUAGCUUAUUAAAACUGAACGCAUAUGGGGAUAGGAUUGCGUCGGGGAGCUGGAAGAGGGGAUGUAUUAUUUUUUAUUUUUUUAAGACUGGAACAAAUUUUGAGGUCCUAACUCCUUAAAACUGAUAAGAGGGAUCGCAGAAUUUUGUUUCCAAUUUGUUUUGCAUCAUUCAUCAUACCUAUUUGUGCUUUUUGUUUUCCAAUUAAUGCAGCUUAGAAAUAAAUUGGCUGGUUGCUCGUUCUGUUAAAACCAAUUUUGCUUUUCAGCUCUCUUGAAUUAGCACAGUGUUAUUGACUGAAGUUGUAGGCCUGCAGAAAAAAACCCUAAACCUCAUUGAACUCCUCUCUUCUUCCUUAUAAAACAUUGGAUUGAGGUUUAGUUAACUUAUAAAUCUUUUAUUCCCAAUCUCCUUUGGGCUUGAAAGUAGGUGACAGUCACUUACAAUGACAGAAAAAAAUCGUAAGUUUAGUAUUCCAGGUAGCUGAAAUUAAGCCAAAAAACUUAUCCUUAGUUUUAUCUCCAGCGAUGUCCUUCCUAACGUUGAAGGACAUUUCAGUGUGUAGCGAGGGAAAAGUAGGUCUGAAGGCAACAAAUUCUGCCAUCCAAUGGCCAUCGUGGCUUCCAGAGGGUCAGAGUGCCCCCAAGGGCUGGAUUUGGGCUGGACCUGUCUGGACACACUGGGAUAAAACUGCCCCAGGGAAGGAUAAUGGAGUGGCUGCUGCUUCUCAAGCUCCUGAGAUUUGGGAAAAGAAUGCUCUUAUCCUUCCAAAAAGUGCUAUCCAAAAGGCUGCUAGAGGCACAGUGUUUAAGGAGAGCAUCCACAUGGAGGGAACAACCCCACAGACCCUUCGUUGAGCAAAACCAUGAAGGGGUCCUAUUUGUCCUAGAGAAACUAAGCUCAGGACUUGGUAGCUAAAAGCUCUCAGCAUGGGAUGGGCUCUACCCAGAAGAUCAAGGUUUGUGUUUUCAUGGCAAGAAGGUGCUGGUGGAGCGUGGUGCUGUGGUUCAGCUUUGGAUGUUUGUCCACACAACACCCUCAUGCAGCUGGUCCUGGGCUGACAGGGAGAGUGGCUUGUUAGUGUCAUAAACAGCAGACUGAAAAUAUUGUUAGAUGGCACUCAGAGUUUGUGUUCUGCAUGUUGCAUAGUCUAUAAAGAUGAUAAGAAAGUUGCUGACAGAAUAAUAUUUUAAGGCGAUGUACUACAUGCAGAUCAUAAAGGAUUUAGUUUUAGGGCUUAAGGCUAAAAUCCCACUCCUGCCGUUUAUUACCCAACAAUAUUACAGUAAUGAGCUUUUUGAGGUUUUUUUUUUCCCUUACCACAAGGAAGAUUUACUGAGGAACUCUCUGGAUUCUCUCCACACAUUUCCAAAUACUGUAUAAUACUGGGGUGAAAGCCCUUUUGCUUACUAAGACCAAAAAAACCUUUCAAACACCUCCACUGUGUCACAGAUUAGCACACAUCUGAGCAUGCUUCAAUAAAAACACAAAACAGUAUCACGUGGCUGUGAGCCAUAUGAAAUAAGGCCACGGGUUUGCAUCCACUCUGUGGGUCUUUUAUUCCUCAAUCCAGUGUAAAACCAGAAAUGGGGAUAAAUAUUCAGGGAGAGAGGAAAAAAAAAAAAAAAAACAAAAAAAAAAAACAUUACCACUUGUGUCUCCAAGACCUUCAUGCUGCCAGUUUCUUGAGCCCUUCAAUAUUAAAUUUUCUGUGAAGCACCUUGCAUGUUUUUGGAUAACUGUAAAAAAGAAAUGGAAAAAAAUAAAUUUAAAAGAGGUGAAAAUAGUCAUCAGCUACCCAAGUAUCCUACAGCAUGGCCCAUUUGGCAGAAAUGUUGUGGAACAUAGAAUAUUCUAAUUGUGACUACUUGGGUAGCAUCUGGUGCAAUGGGGUGCCAGUUCAUCACAAGGACUUCAGAGCACUACAAUAAAGCACCAAAUAAACAUAAAUCAUUGUUCCAAACACAAGGAUUUCCCUAACUCUUAUUUUCACAGGCCCUGAUUCAGGACUGCACGUAAGCACAUCUAAUGAGCAUCCUGAAGACUUUGAAGAACAAGUAAAAGAAUACAGGGAAAAGGGAAACAAAAAAAAAAACACCAAAAUUUUUUUAUAAAAGGAAAAAAGAAUCCAAGAAACAAAACCAGGAUGGUUUUCUGAAUUGAAAAAAUAAACAUCUUGCCCUUGUAAUGCCUCUUCUUUCCAUAUCAUCCAAAAACUGGGGUGCAGCAGUUCUGAGAUAAUUAGAAGCACAUUUCAACAAAGAACACAUAUUGGAGAUCUCCUUAAGAUGCCUGCCUAGUUUGCAUAAAACACUACAUAGAAAAAAAAAGAAAAAGAAAAAAAUAUAAAAACAUGAAAAGAGCUGCCAAUUGGACAACAUGGGGAAGCAGUUCAAUCCCAUGUUGGUUUGUUUUACUUUUCUUUUUCUUUAUUUUUUAAGCUAUUUCUUAAAUAAUAAAUGCACAUGAAGUGUUAAAUAUGUAUAUACUGUAUUUCAAAAAAUUAAAAAAUCAAACGAAUGGGGCACAAGAUUGUUCUAUAAGUCGUGCUGGCUAAUUUUUAGUUUGUAUUCAUAAGUGGUUUUUAAAAGCCUUUUUUAAAGUGUAAUUUGCAUGUUCUACUUUGAUUGUAUGUAAACAUAUUUUAGAGCAAAAAAAUGUAUUUGUAUUUUAUUGAAUAUAGAGGCAAGAAAAAAACUUGUACAUUGUUUGAAAUGUUCUUUUUGUAACAGUUUUUAUUCAUGAAGCAUUUUUGUACAUUUAAAAAUGGAUAUGGACUUGAUGUUCUUUGAGGCUUAGAUACAUCUGGCAUGCUUUAAUGUCAUGCUCCUUCAUGAUCUUAGAUGUUGGUUUUUAAACAUUUUUUUCUAAAACAAAGCUCAGUCUUUUCGCUACCAAAUCAGGUUAGCACAGUAUAGAGCACUUAACUAAAAAAAAAAAAGAAAAAAAAAAGUUAAUCCUAUUCAUAUGUUAUUCAUUGUGUGAAAUUAAAGGAAUUCAAUUCAGU